AUGGGCAGCUGCGCCUGCGCUGGGCAGCUGUGGGCACUCAUCCUGCUCCUGCUCCAAGCUUCUUGUGUUGACAACUUGCAAAGCCUCAUCGAUGAGGGAGGUGCAUACCUGGCCGAGGAUGCAGCAGUCACAGCAGUGAUUGUAACCCGCCAGGAUGAGCACUUUGUUGUGAAACGCGCAAAAAGCAGCGAGACAUGUGAGAACGAGGCAAUCAUCCUAGAGCACCUGGCUGAGCAAGGUGCCAUGGGCGUGCCUCGCUGCCUAGGUACCAGCACAUUCCAGCGCGCGAAAGAAAAUGAGAUGCAUGUCAUCGUACUCACCUAUUUGGGCAAACAACUGCCGUUGGAUGAGCUAAAGAAACCCGAGGUUCGCAAACAGCUUGCGGAUGUUUUGACUGAGGUACACUGUUGCGGCGUCGUGAACGGAGACCUGAAACCAUCACACAUCAGGGUUGAUGACAAGGGCAGGGUCUCAAUUGCUGACUGGGAUUUGGGAGCGUUCCGCACGAAGACAGGGGGGACAAAGGUGCACGAAUGGGUAAAGAAGGGCUUUCAAAAGGACAUCUACCUCAAGCAGCUGCCGCAUGAGCACUUUUGGGGCGUAUUUGAGGGCACACCCACUUGGGCCGCACCCUCCACGCACCUGGGAUAUGGACCUUCCGUCGCUGGAGAUUUUGGCAGCUUUGGGCUGAUAUGCGCAGCAGCCAUCUCUGGCAAGGCUCCUUGGAGUGAGCCUUUGGUCAAACGCCGGCUGAAUCAACAGAUCGACCAUGCUGUCCUGUCAGUGCUGCUGACUUUGGGACUGCCAGCAGUGAUCCAGGCGAAGGUCCAUGUCAGCCCCUCCGGCUGCGACGGCGGCAUUGUGUGGGCCGAUUUCUGGGCGCAUCAAAGGGCUCUGGCAGUGCAUGCCCAAAGCGGCGUGACGGAGGAGCAAGCAGCCGUUGCCUUUGCACAGUACAUCUGUGGAAUGGGGACCUCGCAGGUCGGAGCUGCUCAUGUUGCCAAAGUGAAGCGCAGCUAUUAUGGCCUCCAUGGACAACAGAUCAAGGGGACCGCGGAGGAGACAGCGUCUGGAUCAUCUGAUCUUGGCAUUGAUGAAGCUGUAGGGGAGGAGGCAGAUCUGCUGUUGAAGAAGGAGUUGAGCUUGGCGCUCGACAUUGACAUCCCCGAGAAGGCUCAGGAUCACAAAUUCAAAUUGCAAGAAGAAAUGGCCUUGGGGGCUUUGAGGCGCUCUGAUGACAAAGGGGACAUCACUGUCGCACCAGACAUCUUCUUUCCUGUGAAAGGGAUAUCGAGGGUGUCUAUCGAGGACAUGCUCAUGGGCGGGGACUUGAACUUUGAACCAGUGAGUCUUGGUGCCCGGGUGCAAGUGGAUACCGGCGCUCUGAAAGCAAGCGAGCACCCAGGGGAGAUUGAGCUGACCCAGCUGAUUGGGGAAGUGGUCGUGACAAAGAAUCCACUAAGCGUCUUGAAUAAGAUUGGGCAGCUGGAAGUGGCGCUCUAUGCUGCGGGGGCGAAAGCGGACCCCGCCCAGCGGCAUCCCCUGGAUGCAUUCGUCCGCUCUGAGUCCGAGCGAGCUAAGCUCCUGUUUGCAAGAAAGGAGACAUCAUUGGCCUUCAACACAGUUGCCGGGGAUAUGGCGAGGCUGGAAGAUAAAGUGGAUGCAUUGGUCAGCAUUGUACAGGGUCUUGCGCAGGAUUUCCAGGAUAUGCGGGGCACAACCACCGGAGCGCAAUCAUCUCCACCCGCGCCUGCUCCUGCAACAGCGCCCUCAGCACCUUCGCCAGUGCCCUCUGCCACUCCAUCCGCUCUGCCAUCUGGCAGUCCCUCCCACAGAUCUGGCAAGAAGCUCAGAAAGCCGAGACGCAGAUCUGCAUAUGAUAUCUUCCGCCAGCAAAGGGGCCCUGCCAUCCUGGAUGAGCAUGGCCCGGCACCAUUUCCAGAGCGAGCCAAGAUCCUUGGGAGGGCAUGGAAGGCGCUAUCAGAUGCUGAGAAGAGGCGAUAUGAGGGAUGA
Coccomyxa subellipsoidea C-169 is the source of this 2013-nucleotide messenger RNA. RefSeq lists its product as hypothetical. The transcript has 14 exons. The coding region runs from base 1 to 2013 and encodes 670 amino acids. NCBI's taxonomy places the organism in Eukaryota, Viridiplantae, Chlorophyta, Trebouxiophyceae, Coccomyxaceae. Gene Ontology annotation, biological process: protein phosphorylation. The record is from RefSeq and is a predicted model, not a curated record. Gene Ontology annotation, molecular function: ATP binding; protein kinase activity.